UACGUGUCAGCCGCCGCGGAGCGAGUGUAAAGUUACCCACGUAAAGUUAGCGACAGACACCCACAAAAAACAAAAACAAAAAUCCGGCCAAGCUUAUCUGUCACGCAAGUUAAGUUAGCUACUUGGAGCUAACUCGGCUAAUUGACUGUUGUCGGACGCCCCAAAACAGCGGGGAGGCGCGGCGACUUCUCGUGGGAUGUAAAGGGGAGGAGGAGGAAGAAAACCAGCGAGCGUGGAGCGGCGGUGAGAGCCCACCGGGAGGACGACGCCUGCUUCUGCCAAAACAAGGUGCCAUAUUCUCCGCUGCACACGCGAUGUUGCUACGUGACGGAGGGACCGCAAAGCGACCGUGACCCUCUCGCCUACAGUCUACUCGAAGCCCCCCCACCACCCCGCUCCGCCACUGAUCGGUCGCCUUCUUGCCCUGGACAUGUCCGGCCGCCGCAUGACUCAGCCCUUGGAGACCUAGACCACCAUUAAUGGUGCCUUCACAGAUGUGCAAGUUACCCAUGCCAUGGGCACUAACACACCACCAUACCAUCACAGAUGCUGGCUGUUGUACUUUACGCAGGUUAGUCGAAGCUGAAAAUGAGCGCCGUCGGGGAAAGUCCCCUGGACCCUGACACGGCCGAGUCACGCAAGAGGAAGGGCUCGCCAUGCGACACGUCAGCCCAAAGUUUGGAGAAGCGGCGGCGCGAGCUGGAGUGUCGCUACAUCGGCGAGCUGGCGGAGCUGCUCUCCUCCAACAUGGGGGACAUCGCCACCCUGAGCGCCAAGCCCGACAAGUGCCACAUCCUCAAGAGCACCGUGGACCAAAUCCAGCAGAUGAAGCGGCGUGAGCUGGAGAAAGCAGCUCUUCGGUCUCCGGAUGAUGCGGUGCAGAAGAGCGACAUCUCCUCCAGUAGCCAGGGCCUGAUGGAGAAAGAAUCCCUGGGACCCAUGCUGCUAGAGGCUCUGGAUGGCUUUUUCUUCGUGGUCAACCGCGAGGGACGCAUCGUGUUUGUCUCGGAGAAUGUGACGAGCUACCUGGGGUACCCGCAGGACGAGCUUAUGAUGUCCAGCGUCUACAGCAUCCUGCACGUGGGAGACCACAACGAGUUUGUCCGCAAUCUGCUGCCCAAAAGUCUAGUGAAUGGCGCGCCAUGGCCUCAGGAGUCAGGCCGCAGGACCUGCCACACCUUCAACUGCCGCAUGCUGAAAAGGCCGCCCGACGAAAUAGACUCCGAGAACCAGGAGGCCCGGCAGCAGUACGAGAUCAUGCAGUGCUUCACCGUGUCGCAGCCCCGUGCCGCCCUGCAGGAGGAAGGCGAUGACCUGCAGAGCUGCCUGAUCUGCAUUGCGUGCCGGAUGCCUCGUGCCCAGCCCGUCAGCGCAGAGUCUUUUAUCACCAAGCAGGACCCCACAGGGAAGAUCAUCUCCAUCGAGACCAGUGCAUUGCGGGCGACUGGCCGGCCCGGCUGGGAGGACUUGGUCAGGAAGUGCAUCUACGCUUUCUUCCAGCCGCAGGGCAAAGAGCCCUCCCACGCCAAAAAGCUGCUGCAUGAGGUGAUGAGCCACGGCACCGCCAUCAGCCCGCUGUACCGCUUCACCUUGACCGACGGCACGCCGCUCAGGGCUCAGACCCGCUGCAAGUUCUGCUGCCCACCGAACCAAGACGUUCAGCCUUUCAUCAUGGGCAUUCACACUAUUGACAGGGAACACAACACUGGUAGCUCUCAGGAAAACACUAACCCCAGCCUUCAGCCAACCCUGGGCAACCUCGCCCAGACGCCCUCUCGCUCGCCGGUCCUCGCUGCUGGCAGCAACUCAAAACAAACCUCAGGCCCCUCCUCCGCCCCCUCCGCCUCAACGGGGCUUCACCCCGGCAACAGCAACGUCUCCCCGCAACGACUGAAUCCGGCCGCUGCCUACCCGUCCCCCAGCCGGACGCGUCCCCAGCAGGGCAACAGCCCGUCACCUCUCAGCAGCCCCACCGCAGCCGCCCCUACCUCGUUUAUGUCGUCCGUCGUUUUGCGGGCCAGUCCCGGCUCGACGGGGAGCCCGCGGGCGCCGGGCCUCCACUCGCCAGCCGGCGCACUGAACAGACAACACUCUGGCGGCGACGCUAGUAACAGCACCCAGGUCGGGUCAAAAGGAUGCUUCUCCAGACAAGCCGGGACCCCCGCUGGCUUCUCUUCUUUCCAGCCUGGAGCGGAGGGAGGGGCAGAGGACUCUGUCAAAGCCCCUCCGCUGGCUCAUCUCAGACUUAAUCAGCCGCUGAACAGCAACGGGACAGGAAGUGAUGUUAGCGACGUCCAUUGUACCUCGCUGCUUCAUCCCAAACCCUCUCCCGGUCCUCAGUGUCCCGCCUCCCACAGCACACUGACAGAACGGCACAAGAUCUUACACCGACUGCUCCAGGACAGCAACGACUCCACCACCACGUCCUCCACCUCGUUCUCCUCCAUCACUGCCGCCGCCUCUGAGGACGGCGUCAACAGAAGCGAGGUGGCGAUCAAGAAGGAGCUGCCGUCCAGUCCGCUGGUGAGCGCGGCGCUGCAGCGCUCCACUUCCAGAGAGCCGCAGGACCACCAGCUGCUGCGCUUUCUGCUUGACACGGACGAGAAGGACUUGGGAGACCUGCCUCCUCCCUCGGCUCUCAGCCUGCAGACAGUUCGGGUGAAGGUGGAGAAGCGAGGCAACGGGGAGGCAUGCGGGCCGGCGGUGGGCACGAGCCCCGCCGUCAAGGCUGGCACUCCGGCUUGCGUCAGCCCAAAGUCGAGCCCCGUUGCGGAGAGAAGGCGAGACAGCCGGCGAGACAGCCGCCGGGAUAGCCGAGACUCCACGAUUUCCGGCGGCGACGCUGACACGGAGCCCCUCGCCCAGCUGCCUUCCGCCCUCAGAGUUCCAAGCUCGGCGAAACAGGGCACGGACGACGCGGGCGCGCCCGGAGGAGGCCCCCAGCUCCACUCUCCGGGCCCGCAGACGCCGGCGCCGCUCCAGUCCCCGGGGCCUCCGCUCCAGUCCCCGCUGUCCCAGUCCCGCUUGCAGUCCCCGUCGCCUCAGCUCCACUCGCCCUCCCCCCAGCUCAAGCUGCAGUCGCCCACCCAGCCGCAGCCCGGCGGCGUCAGUGUGAAGAGGGAGCUGCCCGGCACUCCGAGCAGAGGCCACAAUGAUGGCGGCCCCGCUUCAGGCUGCAGUCUCCAGAGUCAUUCGGCGUUCGAUUUCUGCAGUGCCCCGACUCCGAGCCAGGCUCAUGGAAAGGGACAGGGAGACCUCUUUCAGGCCCCCAAAGACAGCGGCAGUCCCUUCCCAGAGGCAGAAAUCAUCAACCCGUUCAGUUCAACCACUGGCCGAACCAAGUUGGAAUUGGCCGACUCGCAGUUCCAGCCUCUGUCACUGGCUGACUCGUUGACCUUUGAUGCCCUGGGAACUCCGUUACAAGCGCCCCUCACUUCGCCCCAAGAGCAGUGCGUGCCCUGUACGCUGGACGACGUCCUGGUACCGCCGACCACGCCCGAGGCCCGGAAUGAUGAGAAGGCUCUGCUAGAGCAGUUGGUCUCCUUCCUCAGCGGCACCGACGAAAGUGAACUGGCCGAGCUGGACAAAGCCUUGGGUAUUGAUAAGUUGGUGCAGGGUGGCUGCUACAACCCGAUACCCCAGAACUUGCCAACUCAGCAAGUCACUGCCACCCUGCUCUCCCUGGAUCCCAAGCUGCCUUCCUACCCUUCGCAGUUCACGCCGCCCGCUCAGUUUCCCCCAGAGCUGGCCGCCGUCGGUCAGCAGCAGGCGCUGGGCUUCGGGGCAGCCCGGGGGACGUUCCUCGCCGGGGCACCCGCCGCCAUGGCGGGCCUCCGACCGGGGGUGACCCGGCCGCCCCAGGGCGUGGGCCCCCACCUCAGACUGCCACCUAACCAGCUGAGGCUACAACUGCAGCAACGACUUCAGGGUCCUCAGCAGCUCCAGAACCGACUGGCGAUGAAUACGUUCUCCGUAGCAGGAGGAGGAGGAGGCCAGCGUCUGAACAUGGCCGUUCGUCUGGGAGCGCCGCAACUUCAAAUUCCUUCGCAGCCUCCGCUAAAUGCUCAGAUGCUGGCUCAGCGUCAGAGGGAGCUGUACAGCAUCCAGCACCGUCAACGUCAGCUUUUCCAGCAGAAGGUCAUGCUGAUGAGACAGAACAUGGCCACCGCCUCACCCGCGGGGGGCGCCGUUUCCGCCGUUGUCGCCAGGGUCCCGAAAGGUGCCAACAACAACGCGUCUGCGCCUCAGCAACAAGCGCAGUUCAACUUCCCCGCCGGCUACAGCCAGGUGUCCGGGAAACCUCCUACCUCACCCGGUCACUUCAGUGGCCCCAUGCCGGCGGGGGCGCCUAUUCCGAGUGGCCCCCUGGACGGCAAACUGAAUAGCCAGACGAUGUUGCUGGGCGGCGUGCAGGCUCCGCCCUUCGGGGGCGGCUCCUCGUUGCAGCAGCAAGGUGGUCUGAUGCAGCAGUUUGGGGGCACUGCCGCGGUGCAGCCGGACCCGCCUUUCCCUCCUGAGAUCAGCCCCACCAGUCCGUUGUUGUCGCCACAGAGCGCCACUUCCCAGAGUAGUCCUCUGCUCCCGCAAGCCCCCCCCCCUGGCUACCAGUCCCCAGAGAUGAAGAGCUGGCAGCAGGCCAGCAACAGCCUGUUCAGUCCGUCAUCGCAGCACAGCGGGAGACAGACGUUUGGCCAGCAGGGGGUGUACAACAACAUGAGCAUCACAGUGUCCAUGGCCGGGGGCUCGGGCGGCAUGGACUCCUUACCCUCCUUGGGGCAGCCCGGCGGCGGCUUGAUCAGCAGCCGUGGCGUGGGCUCGCUGUGUAGCGAGCAGCAGGUGCAGCAGGUGCAAGUGUUCGCCGACGUCCAAUGUACCGUCAACCUGGUGGGCGGCGACGCAUACCUGGGUCAGGGCUCCAUCGCGGCCGCCGGCCAGAAGGGUCCCGGCACCCCGCCCGGCGCCCAGACCACCCAGGCCCAGCAGAAGAGCCUCCUCCAGCAGCUGCUGACCGAGUGACAGCCCCGCCCCGCCCCCUGCCGGCCCCGGCUCGCCUAUAAACGUCAACCGACAGACCACCACUUCCUCUUCACUCGGACGCCUCCACUGGGACCCCGUGGCAGUCUCGCCUCACUUCAGGACGGACGGAGGGCGUCUGGCUGCGGAUGGCGUUUAACGACUUCCCGUGCCGCCGCCCCGCCCCGAGGAGGGGCCGGCGUGGGAGGGCGCCGACGAGCUGCCUGUCUGACCUGUCUGACAACCUGUCUGUCUGCCUCAGCCUAUUCAAGGCAGUGUUGUCUUUGCUGCUCAUCUCCCCCACCACCACACCCACCCGACCAACCAUUACCAAACACCUGCUUCCUCGUUGCUGUCCAAUCAGGACACGGGAGUACCUCGGAGGGGCGGCGGCCCCCGUUUUGGCUUUUUGGUUUGCUUUUUUCUGGGAAUGUGACAACGGAAGCUCGGUAUCAGCUGGUUCUGCGACGCUCUCUCUGUCAGCUACACAGUGCCUGGUGGAAGUUUGAGCUUCUUCUUUUAUUUCUUCUUCUUCCACACACAAUUAUUCAAUUUUUUUCUUGUUGUUCUGCUCUCUUCAUCGUCGUCAUCAUCUCAAUCAGCGCUUACAGCCCGCAAGGGACGCGGUGACAGAUGUAUGAAUGGGAGACAGACGGACAGGAUGCUGCUCACUUUUGGGUUUUUUUGGAACUCUUUCUCCUUUAUUUUUGUAUUGAGUAUAAAAGAAAAACAUACGUGAGAAACUGAUGGGAUUAUUUAACAGUCGCGUGUUUAUUAACCCUCACCUCAGCAGCUGUGAAUACGAGGCCAGCUCGGCCUCCCUCUCUCUCUUUUAUUCUCUCUUUUUCUAUCCGACGCUAACUCGGCCUAUGAGUGUUGUUUGCCAUGCAGGCGUGUGUCGUGUUGUACAGUACAGAAGGAAGAUGGACAUUAUUGGUGGACUCGCGACAAAAAAAUGUGGAAAAUUGCCCUUUUCACACGGCGCCGGCAAAGCAAAACAAGGCUUUUCCUGGAUCCGACAGUCGACUGCCAUUUUACAAACUCUAGAUGCAAAAGAUGCAAAAUGGUCAUUGGAGUUGACCUAAGCUGGCCACCGUCAGUCAGUAGAGCCAAAAUGAAGACCCGUAUUUUUAAUUUUUGUUUAUCUUGACUUUCUCUGAAUCCGGCACAAACAUUCAACUGCCAUUUUACUAAAUCUAUUUGCCAAAGCUGUGUUGGCACCAUGGAGCGAUGACAUUUCCUUUCACGCGGUGCCGACAAGGCACGUCAAGCACCAGUUCUUUGAAAUUUUCCUGAAUCAGGCGUCAUAUCGACUGCCAUUUUAAGCACUCUAGAUGUAGCAUGGUUUUUAACCAUGCUGGCAAUCUCCUCUUGCUCUAGUUGCAAAAUGGGCACUAGGUUUUUGAUGUUUCCCACACAUUUAACAAACAAACUUUACCUUAGCUGUGUUGGCAACUGUAUUUUCCCUGAAUCCGGCACCAACAUUUGUCUGACAUCUGACUCACUCUAGACUUCACUUGGCCUUUGUUUGCCAAAGCGGCGCUGGCACCAGCUCUGUGUGAAAGGGGCAAUAAUUGCAGCAGGUGUUUAGAGUCGUACUGUGUUUUAAGCACCGGUUCUUUAACUUUUUCCUGAAUCCGGAACCAACAUUCGAGCGCCAUUUUACCGACUACCCAAGAUGGCCGCCGGCUCUGAGUGAAAGGGGCUCUAAUUGCAACAGUUUUCAAGGUCAUACUGCACUGCUAAAUAUUGCAGCGGAGGAGGAAGUAGUCGUUCCCCCAACGAGAAAAUGUGAAAAUCAUCCAAAUGUUCAAAUGUACCCCAGCCCUUUACCUCCUGCGACGCCAUUUUCGUAGUUUUAACCCCCACAAGGAAGCACUUCAGGCACCGGGCCGAGUCGGGUGCGUAUUUUUAAGGACGUAAAAGUCGUAGUCGUUGGUGAACAUUCUCUCACAAGCCAGCCAAAUCGGUUUGUUUACCGUAUCGCCCGCGGCCCAAUUAUUCGCAUCCUACACUUAAAAGACUCCCUCAAAUGGAUGCCACCAUCAGGAGAUCAGUCUCUCAUUCCACGCCCUACCUCAGAGUACUUUUGUUUAAUUUCGAUUUUCUUCCGAUUACCUCAUACUUCUCUUUACCAGACGCACACGCCGCCUGAUUUUCGGACCUCGUUUCACACUGUGAACUCAGCUCGCUGGUUUCUUCUUUGGUUAUUUUGUAUCUUUUUGUUUGUUUGUUGUGUAUUUUAGUGACGCAGUAUUAAUCCAUGAAAACAGCAACAUGCUCUUUCACACAACUUUAAGGACUUCUUCAGAACAUUACUUUCCCCUCCAUUGAUGACCAUCUCUCCGUUGUGCUGUUUUUUUUUUAUAUAUUUGAACGAGUUUGUGGACAAAAGUAAUGGGCAGUGCCGCAGCGUGGUGCGAGGUUUCGGCACGUUUGCGUGUAGGAAGAACUUGGUCCCGAAAGAGGGCCUGGUCUGGCUUGCCCCAGCGUUCUUUCGCACCGCACUCAUCCGAGAACACUUUUACAGACCGAAAAAGGAACUUUGCCCGAAACUGUUCUGGAAGAAUGGUCGAUUGUCAUUAUGCUAGCUAGCCUUCGUUGCGUCAUUGAGGCGUGUGUCCCAAUACUUUUGUCCAUAUAGCGCAGGGGUGGGCAAAGAAUUUAUCAAUUUGUUAUUUCUAAUACAUUAUCUCAUUAAGUAAUGGAUUGUACAUAAUAAAUAUGAAUAACAAUAAAUCAUUUUAUAUACAUUGCAUCCAGAAAAUAUUCAUCGCACAUUUUAUGUUACAGCCUUAUUCCAAAAUAGAUACAUUACAUUUUUGCUAUUGUGUGGGUGGCUGUCUGAAGUGCACUAGUAUGUUGGUUUAUUUGAUAUGAACAUCGCAAGAACAUUGGACAAAGCAGAUGUAUUGCAUUAAACGUUUUAGCGCGAGUGCUAAUUUGCAGCACUUGUCAACUUUUAAUAAGGUACAAAUAAUACAAAAAAAUACAAGAGUAUAGCGAUACGGUCAAGUUCAUUUGUCAUUUUUUUUUGCAUGUACCAACACAAAAAAAAUCACCCAAGCGAUGGCUCGAAUAACUGACUAAUUUGAGUUCUUAGUUUUUUAUUUUAAUACAGAAAAAAAACGUCAUAGUGGGGUGUUGUUUUGGGAUUUUUCCCCCCCGUAAAUAAAGAAUUUAUACCAAUUUGGAAAAGGGCUGUAACAAUGCAAAUGUGAAAAAAAGUGACCUUGUGAAUACGUUUUAUUUAUUGUAUUAAAUCAUUGGUAAAUUUAUAAUUAAUUACAAAUAAGGACAUUUUUUUUUUAAAAUGGGAAUGGAUUAUUUUGCAUGCACAUUUUCACCUUUUUUUUCCCCCAUUGGCAAAUGUUUUUAUAACGAGUACAAAAGUUUGCCCACCCCUGAUUAUUGCGUUUUCAUCUUUUGUCUUUUUUUUCCUUUUGUAUUGACGUUGAAAAUUUAAUUCCGGUAUCUUGAUGAUCCCAAGUCAUAAAGGUUUUGGACAGAUUUCACGCUUGGAACAACCGUUUGGAUUUGUUGGGGUUUUUUUUUUUUUUUUUUUGGGCUUGUGCAAAGUGGGAGAAUGUUUUAGCCGUUUCUCGUAUUUGUCGCGCGUCCAGUCCAUCGGCUGAUGUUUUUUCUGCAGGGAUGAGGAAUCCUUUCCUCUCUUCACUCCACACUACAAACAACAACAAAAGGCAAAACAACAACAAAAGCCAAAAAAGAAGCGAUGCAUGUUGAAAUUCCAGAUGUUAUGCAAUCAGCUGCUCAGUGGAAAGGCCUCCCUUUUCUUCCUGCUCCUCCUCCUCCUAGUCGGCAGAUACAGGCUUUUUGUUAACAUGGUGUAAAUAGCAAAGAGAAAUGUGAAUAAUAAUAAUAGUAAGGAGAAUCAUCAUCAUCAUCAAGACAAGUUUGUGGUAAAUAACUACUCGCCUCCGUCGUCUUUAUUUUUAUUUUACGGGAUUUUCUACUUUUUUCAAAUUCUUUCGAUGAUGAUGCAUAUGUAUAUGAGUAUCAGUGCGUGUGAUGAAUACUGUAUAUUAUUAUUAUUAUUAUUAUUAUGGAUCCUCUCCUUCCCUGCUCCACGUGUCUGAUGCCAGAGAAUGGUUUCUAUAGCGACUGCUGAAUGUGAUUUUUACUGAGCGACGAGCAGUGUGGACUGGCUUUGUUUGUAUUUGUCAUCGUCAUCGUACGGGUUAAUUUAAGAGAAAAAAAGGCCAUAUUGUAUAUUAUUUUUUUUCUCUUGUUGUCAUAGCCGACGCUGGAGAGUGGAGCCUCGGCAGGGCGGAGAAACGACCACCUGACAUUUUUCCCUCCAUCUCUCUUAGUGAUUGUAAAUGACCAAAGCCUCAAAGAUCUCGUAUGCAAACCGUCACUGGAUGUUCGCGCCCCCGGUCUUUUAUCUUAAGUGGCCCAAAGUUAACGUAAACUAUGCACCCAUAAGCCAAAAGAAAGGGAGGGGGGCACUGGAGUAAGCCACAAUCCCAUUAACAUGAAUUCAAAACUUUUACGUUUUUGCUUGUCUGUCGUCAGACAAAACCAAACCUCAUUCAUGUUUUUUUGCAAUAAAGGUUUUAUAUUUUUUUAAAAAAAUAGUGUUUAAAAAACAACAUUUAAUCAUCAAUCUCCUAUUUUGGCUUUUGUUCCCCCAAAAAAUUUCCCAAAACAAUGUGGAUAUACGCAUGCUUAUCAAUGGACAGCUAAACGAAUCGAAACUGAAACACUGAAGUGAAAGCAAAAAAAUCUCGACUUCAUCACUGUCCGUUUUACGGUAGCGUCCCCCUUAGUUGUUGUUUUUCCUUUUUUUUUUGUUAUCACUUUAGAGGGCUCUAAAACUCAAUCUCCAAUUUUCAGGAAAAAGACAAAGUGUGAGCAUGCAUGCUUUGAAUUGGGCAGCAAAACGUAAAGUGAUAGCUGAUAAAUGCUAACGUCAUCAUUGGAUAUUUACGUUAGUGCCCCUUUUCUUUUACCUCCACUUUUGGCUUGUUUUUAUGUGAAAAACAACCAACAUUUAUUUGUUGCAGAAAAAAAUAUUUGGUUUUCUUCAGACAGCCACAUUUUAAACAAACUUUAUCACUGGAUUUUUACGUUAGCACAUACUGAGGAAAAAAAUGCUAACGUCCUGACUGGACCGUAGCCCCGCCUGUCUUUACCUUCAAUUUUGGCUUUUUGAUUUAAUAUGAAAAGCUACAAAAACAAUGUAUUUGAUGUUUCAGGAAAAACAAACAAAAAAAGGUUUUAUUCAGACAAUGACAUUUGAAACAACAAAACAUGCUAACUUCCUCACUGACUGUUUACAUUAGCGCCCCCUGUCUUUGAACUCCCAAUUUUGGCUCUUGUUAAUAUGAAAAACAUGAUAUAUGAAGUAUGAAAUAUGAAGAAUGAACACAUAUUUGCUAAGGUUCUGUUCAGGACAACUUCAAAAGAAACUCCAAACAAAUCAUCUCUCCGAUCUGAUAUCCAAUACCCAUAUUUUUCUAUUCUUAUUUUUAAGACAUGCAGAUAAAAAUCAUGGAAAAUUUGGAGGCGCAUGCUUUUCUCUGGACAGCCAAGUUAGAAACAUUUGAGAAAAGUAACGACUUGGGCUGCUUUGUUGUUUUUCUUUCGAUUUUCACCGACCUCCAUGUAAAUAUCGUUACUGUCCAAAGAAAAGCAUUGAUCUCCACAUUUGCUCAGCCUUUCUUGCUACCCCCCCAAAAAAGAAUCAUUUUUAUUGAUAAUCCAGUUUUUCUCUGAAAAACUAGACAAAGCAUUUUUCUUGAUGUUUCAGACUUUUAAAACAUCUUCAAUGCACACUUCUCAUUGUGCAGUGAAAAUGUUUUAAGCAGUUCAUCGUGAAGUGGGAGCGACGAUGAUUACCGCUGCUAACUUUUUUGUCUUCGCUCAACUUAUAUGCAAACAUCAUCAAAACGCAUUUAUAUGCACAUUUUGUGAGCAUUUUUUUUUUCCAAAUCAGAAUAAUGGAAGUUUUUCUUGAUGUUUCAGACUAUUAGAAAAAUUACGAUACAUGGUUAUUGUCCAGCAACAUUUUUAACAAUUCGUUGCGAAGUGGUAGCAAAAAAGGACAGGUGCAACUGCUUGUUAGGUUUUUUUUCGGUCUUUACUAACCACAAUGCCAAUAUUGCCGAAAAGCAAAAAAAAUAUUGCUUGAUGUUUUAGACUUUUAAGAAAUCGGACAUGCAAUUCUAAAUGAUUUGUCUGAAAGUGGUAGCUAAAAAAGGACGAUUACAAAUGCCAACAUUUUUUGUUUUUUUCUGUCUUUGCUCAACUUCAAUGCAAAUAUUGUCCGAAAACAUGUAUCUCCACAUUUUGUGAGUUUGUUUCACAAACGUGUCUCUUUGUUAGCAGCUAGCAAGCUAAACUAUGCUAAGCUUGGGCGAGAAGCUUCAGCGUGCACCGAGACGAGUUCAACCGGACACAAAGAUUGAACGAAUGAUGUAGUUCGUAAAACAACGGACAAAUAUUUAUCUUUAUUUCUUUUCUUUUUAAAUUCACAUACUUGCUUAUUAUUGGACAGUAAAAUGUUAAACAAUUUGUCGAAAAGUGGUAGCAAAAAAGACGUAACUUUUUUUCUUUCUUUGCUAAACUAUAUAUAUAUAUAUAAAGGGAUCUCCACAUUUUGUGGGGGGUUUUGGUUUUUGUCCACAAAAUAGAAAAGAAACAAAUUCUUGAGAUGUUCCCGAUUUGCAAAAAAACAUGAGAUGCUUGAUUUUCAUUAAUCAGCUUUAUUUUUUUCCCCCUCAGAGACUCAAAGACCUCAAACUUUCAGAACAUUCUGGAUCACAACGCGGUUCUAGGUGGGGCUCGGGCUCCCAUCCUGUGUUUAGCUUCUCCACUGGCCCCCUUUCCCCCCCCCCUCAUCCAUUUACGCUUUUUAUACAGACAAAAAAAGACGCCUCGUCGGUCAGGUCUGGACUCUGGUGGCGUUUUCUCCACUUUCAAACGCUGAGGUUCCACUUUCUCCCCUUGUACAAAUUAAUAUAAAUAAAUAUAUAGAGAUAUAAAUAUAUGAUACAUUUUACUUUCUUUUCUUUGUAUAUGACCCUUAUGUAAGGUUUGGUUGUAAAGAAAAGGCACGGGAGCAGCUACAAUAUGACGAGUGACAGUGUUCAUGUGGGACGACGUUUUUUGACAUUUUUUUGGGGGGGGGAAGUUUAUGCAUGUUGGGAGUUUUUCUGUCUUAUUUAAAAAAAAUUUUUUUUUUGUUUGUUUGUUUUUUGUUUUUUUUUUUACAAUCCCCGUCCACCACCACCCUUCAAUCUGUUCAGGUGUGAAUUGAAAAAAAAAAAGAAAAAAAAAAGACCUUUUUUAUUUUUUUGGGGGGUGUUUUAGACAAUCAGUGUGGGCUGCCUCAAUGCCCCCUUCCUUCUUGUUAGACUCAUUUGUACAAAAAAAAAAAAAAGAAACCCUACUGGAACUUUUUUUCUUUUUUUUUGUGGCUGCUCAAGUUUACACACACACACACACACACACACACUUCUCGAGUACACACAACACCUCGUGCAUCAUUUUUGAUCCCUCGCUCUUUUUAAAAGAAAAUUCUUUUGAAUGUUUUAGUUGUUGGUGUGUCUCUUCUUUUUUCGCUCCUCUUCUGAGGUGAGGAUGCGCACCUGCCCCAGAGGACAUGAUACUUUCUCUUUUUUUUUUUUUUUUUUUUUUUUUGGACUAACAAAUCUAUAACAUCUGAAUAUGAAUGUGGGAAUGCAACACAUUGCAAUAAAAACACCAUUUAAAAUGCA
Messenger RNA from Phycodurus eques (leafy seadragon), 12755 nucleotides. RefSeq names its product nuclear receptor coactivator 1 (gene ncoa1). Gene Ontology annotation, cellular component: nucleus. The coding region runs from base 589 to 5016 and encodes 1475 amino acids. The record is from RefSeq and is a predicted model, not a curated record. Gene Ontology annotation, molecular function: nuclear receptor binding; protein dimerization activity. Gene Ontology annotation, biological process: cellular response to hormone stimulus; positive regulation of transcription by RNA polymerase II. The transcript is spliced from 23 exons. Lineage: Eukaryota; Metazoa; Chordata; Actinopteri; Syngnathiformes; Syngnathidae.